CGGGGCCGGGGCACGGAUGCCGCGUGGCGGAUACAGAGGGCUGGGCCCAGGCUCGUCUAGUUGCGCUCGGGUAGCUACGCUUUCUCAGGAACGCUGUGAAGGCUGUGGGUGCUGGACCUCCAGACAUGAGCGUGGGCUUCAUUGGGGCAGGGCAGCUGGCCUUUGCCCUAGCCAAGGGCUUCACAGCAGCAGGUGUUCUGGCUGCUCACAAGAUAACGGCCAGCUCCCCAGACAUGGACCAAGCCACGGUGUCUGCCCUCCGGAGGAUGGGGGUGAACCUGACACCCCACAACAGGGAGGCCGUGAGCCGCAGCGAUGUGCUCUUCCUGGCUGUGAAGCCACACAUCAUCCCCUUCAUCCUGGAUGAGAUCGGGGCUGACAUCGAGGACAGGCACACUGUGGUGUCCUGUGCGGCUGGCGUUACCAUCAGCUCCAUUGAAAAGAAGCUGACGGCGUUCCAGCCGGCUCCCAAAGUCAUCCGCUGUAUGACCAACACCCCGGUCGUGGUGCGGGAGGGCGUCACUGUGUAUGCCACGGGCACUCACGCCCGGGUGGAGGACGGCAGGCUGGUGGAGCAGCUCAUGGGCAGCGUGGGCUUCUGCACAGAGGUGGAGGAGGACCUGAUAGAUGCCGUCACAGGGCUCAGCGGCAGUGGCCCUGCCUACGCUUUCACGGCCCUGGAUGCGCUGGCUGAUGGCGGAGUUAAAAUGGGACUUCCCAGGCGCCUGGCAGUCCGCCUUGGGGCCCAGGCCCUUCUGGGGGCAGCCAAGAUGCUGUUGGACUCAGAACAGCAUCCGGGCCAGCUCAAGGACAACGUCUGCUCUCCCGGGGGAGCCACCAUCCAUGCCUUGCAUGUGCUGGAGAGUGGUGGCUUUCGCUCCCUGCUUAUCGAUGCUGUGGAGGCCUCCUGCAGCCGCACCCGGAAGCUGCAGACCAUGGCUGAUCAGGAAACUGUCUCCCCUGCUGCCAUAAAAAAAACCGUACUGGACAAGGUGAAACUGGACCCGUCUGCUGGGGCCUCUCUGUCUGCCUCUGGCCAUGUGAGGCAGGCACCCUGCAGCCUGGUCCCCGCAGGCAAGGAAUGAUUUGUCUGCCCACCUGCCUCCUGCUCUGGUUCGCUCUCUCUUUCUCUCACUAUCCUGCCCUGCUCUUUUUUUUUUAAAGCAGGGGUUUGCUAUGUAGUUCAGGUUAGCUUUGAACUCUCAGUCCCCGCUCUAGUUUCCCAAAUUCUGGGAUUGUGGGAGUGUCAGCAUACUAGGCUUGAUGUUGCCAAGAUUCGGACUUAAGGGCUUCGAGUGUGCCCUUGUGUCCACCCCACGUGCACACUGCCUGAUCGACUCAGUUCUUUAGUUUCUUCUCUCCUAGCUUGAAGCUUCUGCCCUGGUGUGCUUACCACACAGACACAGAAGAUCCCCAGAGCAUGCCUUUGCCCACAGCCAGGACAGCCCAAGGGUCAGCCAGGAAGGGGACCAUCACUCACAACCCGAGACCUCCAUUUAUACUCAAGUGCCAGUUCAGGACAGGGUGGGUUUCAGACCUCCACCUCUUCAACUUCCUCUGGAGCUUAGGCCUGCAGAGUCUUCACUCUCCCUAGUCCCAGGGUCAGCUGGUUCGGCCGUAGCCCCUUCCUGUGAUCCACUCACAGGGUCACCUGUCCUUUCUGAGGGCCAGCUAGUCCUAGAUAUCUGGUACCUCCUUCCAGGGACUCAAUCCUCUCUCAGAGAGCCCACCAGGCGAUUGGGGAAAACAACCAGAUAGCUGAUGAAACUCCUGAAUACUCACUGAAUACUGUCACUUCUCUUCCUAUCCUUUCAGUUGAAUAAAUUUUUUUCAUAAAA
Meriones unguiculatus (Mongolian gerbil) is the source of this 1838-nucleotide messenger RNA. RefSeq names its product pyrroline-5-carboxylate reductase 1 (gene Pycr1). The record is from RefSeq and is a predicted model, not a curated record. Lineage: Eukaryota; Metazoa; Chordata; Mammalia; Rodentia; Muridae. Bases 126 to 1085 code for a protein of 319 amino acids. Gene Ontology annotation, molecular function: pyrroline-5-carboxylate reductase activity. Gene Ontology annotation, biological process: L-proline biosynthetic process. The transcript has 8 exons.